GCUUUCUCCAAGCUUUCUCUAAGCACUUUACACAACAAAACUGAUUCUUAUUCGAAUCGCCACACUUGAUAAGCAUUCUGGAGUGAUUCAUUAGUCAGAACUGGACAAAGUUUCCAAUACGUCUUAGCUACCACAUAAACACACCAAUACCAAGAAAAACACACAUGUUUCCCAUUGGUAGAAGAAAUGCAACCCAGUCACGACGUUCUAGCAGGGUUCUAGCAGAGUCCUCACAGAGCUGGAUAUUCUUACAGCACUCUAGCAGAAUUGUUCUACCGUUCUAGCAGGAUUCUGGCAGAACCAGCUCUGCUAGAAUAUUUCGUGACUGGGAAAGCAUGUACCAACACAUUUUUAGUCCUUUUCAAUGCAUAGAGUUAUCUACGUGCGCAUGUAUUGCGUGUUUGUACACGAAGGGUUUUUAGGUUUAAAUUAGUACCCGCCAGCAAAAAUAAAUGGUAAGCUAGUGUGCGUGAGAUCGGGCUUAGUUAGCUCUAUACACCCAUGUAGACGUCUCAAGAUGUGUUUAUUCUAAGCCGGCGUAAACAGCGAAAGUAAGCACUUUUUGUUGCCGUUGCCGAAUUGUCUCCAGCAGCAAAUGAGAUCAUGAAGGACGUCAAAAGUGUAGACGAUCGUGCCUCGCCGGACGGUGCCAAUCAAACGGAUGAGUACAAAAAUGCCGAAUCUUCAAGAUCUCAAAACGUCGAUAGUGCUGUGGUUGAAGCAGCGAAUCCAAAGCCUAUCAAUCUGUUCACCGAUCAACUGAUAGAGGACAUGAUCAAAUGCAAUGUGGGUGCGACGAAGGGAGCUAAGCCGGUGGAAGAGCCCAGUACUAGCAAGGGUGAUCACGAGAAAAAAGAUGCAAAAUUCAAAAAUGCAAAAGUUGUUAAGGGGAAUGCAUCCAGACGUCAACGAGAAAGAAAUUUUGUGAAUUCUCAGAAAAAAGAACCACAAACGGACGGAAAUCUGCCGAAGAAUUGUCUCCGACAGUGUGGCAAGCUGUACAACGCCGAUCGUAGUCAGUAUGUGAAACGUCGACAGGAAGUUGACAGUGGUCAGGGGAAUUUGCUAUACUCUGCAAAGUUCAAGGAAGGUGGAGUGAUGUGGAAGCUGCACGGAGAAGCGGGACUGUUGACAUCGUCCAACGAGUACGUCGCUCAAGUUACGGUCAGACAGCUGGAAGAGCUGGAUCUUGCGACUACGUUCAACUUUGCCAAGGGAAUUCUUAGGAAGAAUCUAAACGUGACAAAAGUUCUGCUCGACGAACAUCAUAUCGAUGUCGAGAAGGUGAAGCAAUCGUGUGAUGAGUAUUUGAAGGGAGUGUUUGCCAAUACGAUUGAUAACGUGCAGAACGCCGAGGACUUGUACCAACUGGAAAGCAUUUUGAAGCUGAACUUACAAGAUGAUCAAAAAAUUAUCACUGCAAUCAAGAAUUACACAUUUAUGUCUGACAAAACGAAGCAAAUUGUCAUGCGGUGCUUUGAUAUGGAGUCCCGUCAAACAACCAGAAACAGGGUCUUCAAUGUGAUCAACUCUUUUUUGGGAGGUUCAAAGCCACGAAGCUGUGUUGACAUUCUACGUGAAAAUGUUCGGUUUGGAAUUGAGUCCCACAAAGCGAAGGCAUUGGAAAUUGCUCCUAGCAUCAUGAGUGUCCAUUUGACCAUGUUGCAAGGCAAACGUGUCCUCUUUGUGACGAGAUACGACUUGAAGCUGUUUUCGGAUAUGAUCAACACCAUGGACAACACGUUGGUAAAGUCGAUGAUGUUCGCUAUGGUCGAUCGAUACUUUCAAAGAAUCAAACAUUUCUCAACGAAUCAGCUGCACCCAGUGCUGCCGUUUACGAACCAAAUAUUUUUCUAUCUCUGUAAAAGCGUAUUGGAUGUAAGUGAGGAAGUUGCUGCGAAAACGUCAACAAAGAAAAUUUUGCACUACGAUGCUGCAACAGGUUGGCGGAAGAACGUAUUCAAUAGCAGAUUAAAGUCUUCAGCCCUGGACAAAUGCCUUGAUCACGAACUGAAUCUACUGCUCAUGUUGCUCAACCACUUCGAAGUGGGAAGGCCAACCUCCAGCGAACGAUUCCCGUACAAGUUCAAGAUCUUUGAAAACAUCGAAUCAAACCCAGAAUACAAACAAGUCAUCGAACAUGCCAACAAAGCAUUCGGACAUCAGCACAACAAAAAAUCAACAGUGCUGCCAGACGAGCUGCACGUGUGGAUCUGCCUGCUGGACGACACCAUUGCGCAGUUCUUCUCCAACGACGAACACAUCGUGAAGCUGAGCUCGGCGCUGCUCAAGCUUUACAUGAACUACUCGCUGUCCGGCCAAAUGUCGCUGGAUUCGCUCGAGUCCCUUCGGGUGAUCACCCACAACACGAUCCGCUUCGUAGCGCAAGCUGGCCCGUUUGUUCAUCCGAAGAACGAACAGGACAACUACAUCAUCAUGAAGCAGAUCGGCUACAUGAACCGGGCAUCGCUCGAGGGCCGCAUGUCCUUCACGGACUAUCGUGACUUGAUCGAGGUGUUUGCUCAGUACUGGAAACAGCGCAGUGAUGCCAUCGACGGGUUGGAGGCCAAACUGCCGGGAGAUUGCUUCAAGCACGAGGUGGAGGCCGUUCAAUCGCUGCUCAUGCAGUGCUUGGCCGGGGCGCUGGACAAGAACGUCAAGCUGGCGGAUCUGAUCAGCUUUUGCCGCGUGUACGAGGAGCUGCUCGUCGAUGUUCACAAUCUCCCGCUGGACUGGUUCGUGAGGAUGCCAACGACGGACUGUGCGGAUAUCUUUCUGCGGAAGGGAGUUAUCAGCGUCGUGGAAAACAAGUGGAAGGACAGCGAUCAGCAGUGCUAUCGGGUGAAGGACUUUGAAAAGUUUGAACGAGUGUACCAGGUGUUGUUUGAGGAUGUUGAACUACCACGCAACUACUUGGUUGAGACAAUCAAGGCACUGUUGAAGUGCAUCAACAGUAUGGAGGAGAAGAAGCACUGGAAAGGUGGUCUUGUACUCACAGAGUCGGAUCAGUUGAUCGCAACAGGGCUUUUGAUAACCUCAGUCAGAAAGUCUCUGUUGUACCUCAAAGAACAAGCGGAUUACAUCAGUUUCGAUCGGUUCCUAGAGGAAAACACCAAACCUUUUGUUGCCGUAUCAAACGAUAGCAGCUCCUUCGAGGAUUUUAAAAAGAGAAUCACCCUAAUCAAGGAGUCUUACUGGUACAUCAGAAAUCUCAACGUGAUCGACAUCGAUACUGCGUUGAAGCUUUUCAGAGAAAGUAACGAGUCUGACUUCAACGAGGAGUAUCUGCGUCUGUUCUACCGCAAGUACAGUGAACAGUUUGAAAAGUACAUGACCCAAAAUGACACUCUUGAAACGACGGCAAGAAUUGCUCCGAUUGUCGCCGAAGUAAAACGCCAGAAACGACACAAUCACGCUGAAAAGUGGAAUGUCGACUUUAAAUUCAACAUAUUGCCAGUGUUGUUAGCUGGACUGAGUGCGGUUUGGUCGCUGCACGUUUCAAAGGACGUAGCCAGUUCCGGCCAAUAUCUGAAGCCUCACUGCAUUCAGAUUCUCUGUGUCUCACGGCUGCUUAGUGCGGAAAAAGUGACUCCGGGUGUUCGGAAGCAUUUGGCCCAGGUGUUGACCGGGCAGGGCAAAUCGCUGGUUCUUGCGCUGGUGGCGGCUAUUUUGGCCCUUUGUGGACAUUCUGUGCAGGUCAUGUGCUACAGUAAAUACCUGGCGACAAGGGAUGAGAAAGAUUUCGAAGAGUUUUAUAAUUAUUUUGAUAUUCGUUGGAACAUAACUUAUCAGACAUUUGGUCAAGCAGCAGGAGAGCAUUUUGAAAUCGUAGCUGGGAAUGCCAAAAAGUACGUUCACCGUUGUAUUGGACUACCGAAAGCAGCUAAAUUGUACGGAAACAUUAGACCAAAUCCAGUUUUACUAAUUGACGAAGUUGAUGUAUUUUUUGAUGAUAAGCUUUAUGGAGAAAAUAGGGGCAUUGGAUCGUUUCCAAGUGUCUCCGGUUUAGAUAAAAUACAAUUUAAAAUAUGGGAACUUGUAAAACAGCGAGCUUCAAAUAUUCGACAAUCAGUUGACUUUUUUAUAAAUUUCAGCGCCUGUACUGAUAGCACUGAGUUCAAUCACUUGAUGGAUAAGUCUGGGCAGUACUCUUUACUUACAUCAGGGAAUAAUGAGUGUACUAUAAAACAUUAUUCAAACGCUACUCUAUUUUCAUCGCACCUUGACGAGAUGAUAUCAACAGCUGAAAAAGUUUACAACAUGAAGAAUGAUGAUAGUUUUCUAAAUCAAUACCAAUUAAAUAGAUUUGGUAAUAUAACUAAGAAAAAAAGUUUUGGAAACUACAGCGAAACUACCUUCUAUGGAUAUUAUAACACAUUUAUUUAUUUUCGUUUAAAACAAACAGACUUUGAGCAGGGAAAGUCCAACUUUGGAUACUUUAAUUUUCACUUGGGAAGCAUAUCUUACGCCAAACUCCCCGAAAAUUUCCCGUUGAUCCUAGGCGUGUCGGGAACCCUUACAACCCUAAGCAGCUACGAAAAAAAGGUCGUCAAAGAUCACUACAACAUAACGGACCUGUCAGUGAUGCCAUCGUUCUUCGGCGGAUCCAACCUCAAGUUCAACGAAACGCAAGAUUUCAGCUGUUUGAACAGCGUCAACGAGUGGAUGAACGCCAUCUUUGGCCGGAUCAACAUGAUGGUCUACGCGAGAAGAUCGGUUCUGGUCGUGUUCGACACCGACCUCAAGAUCAACGCCUUCAAGCAGCAAUUCGCGGCCCAGCUGGAUCGGCUGAACGUGCUGACCAUUGAUACGGAUCCCGCCGACAAGGAACGCUUCAUCAACGAUGCCGGGGUGAGUCGGACGAUCACGCUGGCGACUCGGGAGAUGGGUCGGGGUGUGGAUUACAAGUCGAGUGUGGCGGUUGAGAGCAAUGGAGGAGUGCACGUCAUUCAGACCUUCUUUUCGGUGGACGUCAAGGAGGAAACGCAGAUUAAGGGCCGCACUGCCAGGAAGGACAAUCGGGGUAGUUACGAGCUGAUUGUUUGCAUCGAUCAUUUGCAGAGUGAAGAUUUGGUGGACAAAACUGUUCAUUUUUCGAUGGUGUCGUAUACGCAAUUAAACACACGUAGAAAUGAACAGCUAUUGUCGAAAGAGGCGAAAAGGGAUGCGAAACUUAAAAUUGCUAAUGAAAAGCAUGACGUCACGGCUAAAUUUUAUAAGGAUUUAUGAGUAAAGAUUAAGUUUAUCCGAGCAUUAAACAAACAAAAAAAAAGCUGUUUAAAAUAAAUACGUAAUAUCAAUA
Molecule: messenger RNA, 5302 nt
Organism: Culex pipiens pallens (northern house mosquito)
Lineage: Eukaryota; Metazoa; Arthropoda; Insecta; Diptera; Culicidae
Exons: 2
Coding region: 604-5229 (1541 amino acids)
Biological process (GO): protein import; protein targeting
Cellular component (GO): membrane
Molecular function (GO): ATP binding; ABC-type protein transporter activity
Source: RefSeq, a predicted model, not a curated record